AUGGCGGGUGAGGAGAAGCAGCUGGAUGAGCAAGAGACAGAGGCGAAGGAAGCCGUGACUGCAGCGGCCCAGAGGGUGCAGGAGGCCAUGGAUCGCGAGGACGUAGUGCUGGAGAAGUUGAAGGCAGCGAAGAUGGCCAAGGCGGAGGCGGCCGCUCACACCCACAAGGCAGCAGCUGGCCGCGGCGACGUGGAGAAGACGGUCAAGGUCCUGGAGCUUCACAUGGAAGGCAACCAGAAGGUGCUGGAGCUGGAGCGGAAGAAGAAGGAGGCCCAGGAAGCCGCCGAGGCGGCCAAGAAGGCAGCGGAAGAUGCCAAGAAGCUGGAGAAGCAGCUGGCGGAGGACACGGACGAGAGAAUCUUCACUCAUAGACAUCCACGACUCCAGGAGAGCAAGGCCGCUUUGGCAGAGCAGAAGGUCAAAGCCUCCGAGACGCUAAGGCCGGCGAGAGCGAUGGAAGGCUUCAGCGAGCGGGUGUUGUUUGCCUGUGAGUGA
Messenger RNA from Effrenium voratum, 495 nucleotides. The record is from the annotation of a GenBank genome assembly. NCBI's taxonomy places the organism in Eukaryota, Dinophyceae, Suessiales, Symbiodiniaceae.